UAUUUCAGCUGUUGUUUAGUGUGACUGGUCUUUUACGAGUGAAACGGCUUUGGCUUGAAACCGAUGCGAGUAGUGCCGCCGAGCGCGGAGACUUUUCUAACAGGGUCUUUGGUCUCCGAUGAAAAAAAUCUUCGAGCGCUAAGAUCAAUGUCACCAUGAGCGGCUUUACCGGCAGGAGAAAUAAAACCACACAGGGAGUGGAGCUGCAUGUGUUUUAUGUUCCCGAAGAUCAGUUUGAUCGGAGGCUGAAUAAAGUGUCGGCUGAUGCUGUGAGCGCUUUCAUAUCAGCAGGAUUUAUCAGGGUUGAUUCUGAUAUGACACUGUCUGAUCUCAGAGCUGAACUUGGAUGCUUUCUCGGGCUGGACAGGAUCACUGAUAAAUAUGUGUUCUUAAAAUGUGUCGGCAGAAGUUUGGCUCUGGUUAAAUUCAGGCAAGAAGGAGAACUGACUGUAAAAUCCUUUGCUCCACCGUUUGCUCCUUUUCCUGAACUCUAUCUUCUGCCGGUGGGUGAACAUGACAGUGGUCUUUGCUCUAGCUCACUGACCCCUGAUACUUUAGUCAGCAGCGCUGACCAUCACAGUCAAGAUUUACUCAGACCAACAUGUGCACCUGGCCAGAGUAAAGAGCCCAUUAAAUUCCCUUCAAUCAACAAGAGAGCUCAACAGUCGGUCCAUAUGCCGGCGGAAGAGAAGAACGGGAGCGACGAAGACACACAAUCCACAGAUACACGUCAUCUGAUAUACAGUUCACAUGAUCAGAAGGACCCUGAGGCCAAACAGUCUGAAAGGCAUAUUGCUAAACGGGAUGUUUAUUCUCAAGUAAAAAUGGAUACAGUCACAAAAACAAAACACAGCUUUAAAAGAACUUCCAGUGGAGAUCCAGGGUUACUAGUGGAUGCUGACCAAUCUCCUGUAUUGGUUAGGAAAUUCAAUACCUCAAUGACAUUGAAAUCAAGCGGAGAAAAAUCUGAUCAUGUGGUUCCUGUGAGCAGACCAAACUCUCCACUCCCUACAGUGUGUUGUUCUCAACUGUCUCUCUAUUCUCUAGAACUUUAUACACAACAAACAACCACAUGUGACGAGUUAAUAAAGGAAAUCAAGGGACUGAAAGACCAGAGAAAACCGCUUGAACAAACCAGACAAGAGCUUUUGAAAAAGGGCAGAGAGCUUCUAGCUCUUAACAGACAUCGCAGGAAUCAAGCCCGUGACAAAUGGAAAAGGAAAUAUUUUGACACUAAGAAGGCCACAGUUCAACACGAAACGACUCUCAGGAGUGUUAGACAGGAACUUCACACUUUUUAUUGUAAAAUGCUACGGCAACUCCAAGCCCGAGAAAGUACAAGACGUCAAACACAAGCUGGAAAACUGUCAAGCACAAAGAAUGAUUUGAUAAUCCAGAUUAUGACAGAGAGCUGUGAAAUUGAUAAUCUGAGGAAAAAUGUGGAUGAUGCUAAAAUGAAACUGGCCACAGAGAUCAAGCUGAGAAAUCAAGCAUCUACAGAACUGCAGGCACUGAGGGCAGAGCUGAUGCAGAAGAGAUCUCAGAUCUGAACAUGAAUCUGAUGUCAUAAAUUGCAAUUUUAUAAGACAUUUUAUUAGUUGUGAUUUGACUUGAUGCUAAAAUAUCUAAAUUCAUGAAGUAUCAAAAUAAGUAUUUUAAGUAUUUUAAAGGUGAAAUGUGAGUAAUUUUCUUUGUUUAAAGGAGUCUUAAUUAACGACAAAAAUUAAUAUUAUCGUUU
Molecule: messenger RNA, 1738 nt
Organism: Triplophysa dalaica
Lineage: Eukaryota; Metazoa; Chordata; Actinopteri; Cypriniformes; Nemacheilidae
Gene: spata1
Product: spermatogenesis associated 1
Exons: 12
Coding region: 156-1550 (464 amino acids)
Source: RefSeq, a predicted model, not a curated record